CUGUUCCCUAAUCCGGGUCCUUCCCUGGAUUCCCACUCCCAGGGCACCCCGGUGUCAGGACCGCUGGUCCUCCCGGCCCGGUGGAUGCCCGCCCUGUCAGGAGGGGCUCCCUGGGGUCUGCGCCAUCCCUGUCCCUGGUGGUGCCUUUGGGCUUGGGGCUCCUUGCGCAGAGCAUCCCUGUCUCUGGGUGGUUUGGGUGUCCGUCUGUCCCCCCUCCCCCCCAGGUCAGGGCGUCCCUCCCAGACAUCACCUUCCUCACGCCUGGGGUGGCUUUAGGCUUCCCCACCACAAGACGCUUCUCUUUGCCAGAGCGUGGCUGUCCCCUCACACCCACCCGUCUGCCUGUGUCCUCUUCCCCAACACCCUCCCUUCUCUUUCCCAGGACUUGAGGCGGGAGUGGGGAGGGUGAUGCCAUUUUGGUUUGCUUCCCCUCGUGUGGGGUGCCAUUGCCCUGGCACACCCCCUCUCUGGCACCAGAGGCCCUGAGGACAUUCCUCUGACACCCACAGCGCUGUCCUCUGUCACAACCCCUGGCUUUCUCGCUCAGGGCAGUCCCUAUGGUCCCAUAAUGGUGAGGGGACUCCCACGUGUGACGACCCAGAGGUCCCACGUGCACAGAGACAAUCCUGUUCCUUGUGGCUGUAUGAGAAUUACACGGCUCUUGUCCCUCCCAAAAUAUAAAAGGGUCUUUUUGGCCUCAUCUGUCCAACAUUGUCUCCCUCUGACUUUAGGCCUCAGCUACCAGAGCUCAGGCCACGUAUGUCCCCUGGAUUCUUGGCCUCGGUUUCCCUGGGUUGGCACGAGUCUUAGGAGGGAGCUGGGAGAGGGUCCCUUGGAAACGUCAGUGAAGGCUCAGCUCUUUGAUCCACCUCCUUUGGAGGUUCCUGAGACCAUCUUUAUAUUUUUCUCUUGAAACUACUCCCUUGUCUGUGAUGGCAGGCACAAAUCUUGUGCUGGAAUUGAUUUGCCACUGCUCUCUGGAUGCUGUUCUGGGAGUAUAUUCGGGUGGUCAAAGAAUUCAGAAACCUCAUCCCUUCCUAAAAUAAUAUGCUUUCAGGGCUCAGGCACCUAUUUCUCCAGUGGAUUAAUGGAUGUUUCCUAGCGAGUGAAAGGGUUUAACUUUUGCAGAAACAAAUAACACAUGCAAAAAAUUAGAAUUGUAUUUCUAGCUUGCCUGAUGAUGGAGUGAAAGCUCCCAAAUGUAGUUCAACACAGCGCUGUCUUUCUGAGUCAAAGGAUGUUCCAAGUCUUGCUGCUCAGAGCCUUGCCCAGGAAGCAGGAUAAUGAAUUUAAUCAGGCUUUGAUCAGUGGUGCUAUUAGGAGCCCUGAAGAAAUGGAAAUUGGUGGGAUUCUUCUGAGUUUCAUUUGUGGCCUCUUGGGGACAUUAGCCUUUUUCUUGUAGCUCUCUGGGUACCAGGAAUCUGGCAACUUUUUUAGGCACUGGAUCAGGACAAUGGGACUUCUGGAGCGCUUGGCUGUGAAAUAUUUAGGCAAAGGGAAGAAGGCAAGUUGACAGUUCUGUAUGAACACUAAGCUAGUAAUGAGAUUAUAUUGGAUGGAUGUUAUGAAGAAAUUGUUGCCAGAAAGGAGGACGGUAUCCUGAGGGGCUGGGAAGGGGGUUAGAAAAUUUCAACUGUGACCUCCUCACCCUUAGACAGACAUCCAGGAUUUCUCAACAAAUUCUUGCUAAUUCAUUUUCCUCCACCUUUCUGCCACCGAUCUCGGUCUGCAUGUGGGUGAGCCUUGUGAGUGCCCAGGAGGGUUGGUGGCUGGUGUGGCCGCGCUGCAGAGCAGGCUGUGAGCUGAGGUGGCUUUGUUUACUCAACACACGAGCAGCUGCUCAUCCUGGUCUGCAUUUGGGAGAUGAUGUUGGUGCCCUGCUUAUAUGGGAAGUGGAAUUGCUUAUGUGCUUCCAGCAGAUGGGUCUGGACAGCUUGGAAAUAUUUUCAGGGGUAUCUUUGGACUUUGUUAGAAAUCUUUUGGGGGGUUUGUUUAAUGUUUGGUUUCUGAACCAAAGGAGGUUUUACAAGGAGGGAUGAAUCCCCUGUCUAUGCCUUGGGAUCCCUGCAGUAGGAGAGGGAGAAAACUGCUAUCAGCACAAACCACGAGGCUGCGCCAGGAAGAUUCUGUCAAAAAUACUUGCAUUAGAGAUGAACUUUUUCAUGGACAAAUCAAACAAACAACCAUUUUAUGCAAUCCACCAUUUCUGUUGACUGAAGAAAUUCCCUUGGGUCCAUUAACCGAGUCUGGCAAUAGUUCGGCCCUGCCUUGUGUUUAAACAAGCUUGUUAGCAGCUGGUGUGAAUACAGGCAGUGAUGGGUCUGGAGAGGAUCAGGAGCAAUGAUGUUAGCGCACCAAGAACAGGAACUGGUUUCUGGAACACCAGUUCUAAGCAUUUCUGUUUAAAUAGCGAGCUGGGUCUUGGCUGUGCUGGUGGUCUCCAGCCAGCGUUUAACCCGAGCGAAUCGGGAUCGGGGUGGGGCUGUGACUGGUGUAAGCAGGGCCAAACGUGGGUGGUAUUAGUCCAACAGCCAAAUUUUGAACUAGAAAACCGUGGAGGGGAGAACUCGUGCAGAUAGGAGAGGAAAGCGGAGUCACGGAGGCUCCCCCUUGAUUUCUGAGUUUUCUGUAAGGCAAUGUAAAAUUCAGCAAACGUGGAGAUGGUUCCUGGGGAAGCUUUGCUUGCGACCGCUGUUGUCAUGGCGUUGGAAGAGGAGAUACAGCUCCUCCAUGUUGGUUAUGUGCAUGUUGCUCCGUGCGUGCUCUCCGUACUCUGGCCGGAGUUCACCGUGCAUGGGAGCUCGCCAGCGGCGGAGGGAAAGUUGUGAUGGUUCUGGAAGGGAGAAGCCAUCUCGCACUGAACAGCAAGAUGAACACGGCAGUGUUGUGUGAUGCUCUGGAAACCAUAGAAACAGUUGUAAGGUGCUGAUUAUACAAGGCACUGGGAUCCCAGUGAGUUCGGGGGUUGUUGGAGAGGUGACUUCUGUUUCUCUUCAUUAAAUGAACAAUCGAGUCCAUACGGGCCAUGAUGAUGCUUCUCUAGGUGGCAGUUCAUCGACGGGAGGCGAUCCCUGGAGCUCUGUGGGUGUUGGCAGGGGCAGGGUGUAGGCAUAAACAAAUCCCUUUUUUUUUUUUUUGAAAUGGGUAGAUCUCUUCUGUUGGCUGUGUGGAUCUUGCCCAAGGCAGCCUCCUGUGCUCCAGAGGCUCACUGGCUGAAGCACCAGCCGAUCUCCUAGGACCUUUAGGAGUGGUGCCAGCCAGUACAGAACACAGCUAUUUAGUAUUCAAGUGAAAUAGCAAAAUUGGGAUUUGCAGCACGCUUCUCCCUUCUCUGCAGCGUUGUUUUUGGUGUUGCCAUGUUAAUUCUAGCCAGAGCAGCAUCUGCCACAUAUCAAAUGUUGAAGUCCUAUAAAUUGGUACUGGCACAGGGUAAACAGCAUCUAUUUGUCCUUUCCAAUGCUUGCUGUCUGCUGUGGCUCUAAUUGACCUCUGGAGAGUGCAGCAUAUGGCGAUGGCCGUGAUAACCCGUGUUAAUGAUCGAGGCCGGUGGCUCUGAACCUUCUUAUCCCAGGACCUCCUGUUAAAACAGAGAUUCCAGGAGCCCAUUUCCUUCCUGGGGUACGGAGAGAAAAGAAGAUUUUCCUGGGUAGUUCAGCAAGGAAAAUGGGGCUCAGUUGCGUGCUCUGCCACUGACUUGUGUGGCCGUGGGUAGGUCGUUUAACCUUUCCAUUCCUCAGCUCGUUUGAACCAAGGGAAGCAAUAGCUCUGCCUGCCUGCAAGUGGACUGGGAGGACGGAUGUUUUCCGGUGGUCCUGAGGCCGUGCUGACGCGAUGGGUGACAGGCUGCCCUGCGCUGGCGGGGCAGCAGGGUAGCACUGCCUGAUUCCUCUGCCUGUGACACAGUGUUGUGCUGCAGCUCCGUCAGGACGUGAGAGUGCUUUCCAGCAGGCUCCAAAGUACUUUGUUCAAGAAGAGAUCAACGAACUCAGCAAUGUUCCCGUCCCUGUCAUGUUAAUGCCCGAUGACUUUAAAGCCUACAGUAAGAUUAAGGUGGACAAUCAUCUAUUCAACAAGGAAAAUUUGCCAAGUCGCUUUAAGUUUAAGGAGUAUUGUCCACUGGUGUUCCGAAACCUCCGAGAAAGAUUUGGGAUUGACGAUCAAGACUACCAGGCGCCGGCCAUCCCCAGGAGGAAUAGUAAAUGCUGGCUGCUGCCUCGUGGCUGCCUGUCGCGGCUCUGGUCUGGGUGACUGCCCAUCUGCUGACGGAGAUAGAGCUGAGCCCGGCGUUAGGAGGCAGAACUCGGUGACACGAAGCGCCCCAGUGAACAGUGACAGCCAGGGCCGAUGUGGGGCCCGGUUCCUCACCACCUACGACAGGAGGUUUGUCAUUAAGGCAGUGUCAAGCGAGGAUGUAGCAGAGAUGCACAACAUCUUAAAGAAGUACCAUCAGUUCAUAGUGGAGUGUCAUGGGAACACCCUCCUGCCCCAGUUCCUUGGCAUGUACCGGCUCACCGUGGACGGAGUAGAAACCUACAUGGUGGUUACCAGAAACGUAUUUAGUCACAGGCUGACUGUGCACCGGAAAUAUGACCUGAAGGGCUCAACAGUAUCCAGGGAAGCAAGCGAUAAAGAGAAGGCCAAGGAUCUACCAACGUUCAAGGACAACGACUUCUUGAAUGAGGGUCAGAAGCUGCAUGUUGGAGAAGAGAGUAAAAAGAACUUCCUUGAAAAGCUGAAGCGGGACGUGGAGUUUUUAGCUCAGCUGAAGAUUAUGGACUACAGCUUGCUGGUUGGGAUCCACGAUGUUGACCGAGCAGAGCAGGAAGAGAUGGAAGUGGAGGAUCGAGCAGAGGAUGAGGAGUGUGAGAACGAUGGUCUUGGAGGCAACCCCAUUUCCUCCUAUGGCACACCCCCUGACAGCCCUGGCAACCUCCUCAACUACCCUCGCUUCUUUGGGCCUGGAGAGUUCGAUCCCUCUGUCGACGUCUACGCCAUGAAAAGCCACGAAAGUGCCCCCAAGAAGGAAGUGUACUUCAUGGCCAUUAUAGACAUUCUUACGCCAUAUGAUGCAAAGAAGAAAGCUGCACAUGCUGCCAAAACAGUGAAACAUGGGGCUGGGGCAGAGAUCUCCACCGUGAAUCCAGAGCAGUACUCUAAACGCUUCAAUGAAUUUAUCUCCAAUAUCCUGACAUAGUCGUCUUCAGCCGUCAGCGAGAAAUGAAGAGGGGCUACUUCCAAACAGAGAACGCAGCCUGUGACACUAAAACAGACACUGUAGCAGCAUGUGGGGUGUGCGUGUGUGCGUGUGUGCGUGUGUGUGUGUGUGCAAGAGUGAGUGUGUGGCACUGUGUGACUUAAGAGAAAACUAAUUCUAGGUGCACCCUCUAACAGUCCACUUGACCCAGGUGGAAAAGUGGGUUUUUAUGUUACAGAAGUGCCCAGACAUAGAUUUGAGGGCUUUUUAAAACAAGAAAAGUGCAUUGUUUCAGCACUGCUCUUUCUAAUGACAUUUUCUCCUCUCUGAUCAAGAGAAUCCCAUAAGGAUAUGAUAUGUGGCACUGUAUGAAAGGAGUCACUCUAGAUCACGUUCAGUGGGAGUGAAGCAGUGCCUGAUUCCACAAACUACUACUUUUUUUUUUUUUUUUUUUUUUUUUUUUAUUGGACUGUCUUUACCAGAAAAACAUAUAAGCCCUUUUAUUUCCCUCUUGGUAGGAAUUGGAAGGAAAAUAGCUCACCAUUUCAAGGACGGAAAAUAUUACUCUGAUAAGGAGGAGUCGCUGAACUUUAGGUAAAUUCAGACUGGGACACUUUAUAUUUUUUGGUUAAUUUAAGUAACAAAAACUUCUUUUUGUAACUGCACUUGAUUUACAAGACAGACGAGGGAAAUGAACAUCUACCAAAGAUGAUCGCUUGAAAAGGUGUAACUCAGAACCUAAAAAGAACCAGUAUGAGAAGUAGUAGAGGCAUUGAACAGCCUCAGAUGAUAAUGUGCUCGGACCCAUUCUGCUUUAAAUUGGCCAGCUAUGAAGAUUUCAUAAAAGAGAGAAAAAAAAAAAAAAAAAAAAAAAAGGCAUUUUAUACCUGUAGAUAUGGGAUAGUAUUUGACUAUCUGGAACGUUUCCCUGUCGCACCUCAGU
This is a messenger RNA of Egretta garzetta (little egret), 6137 nucleotides long. It is a transcript of the gene PIP4K2B, whose product is annotated as phosphatidylinositol-5-phosphate 4-kinase type 2 beta. The transcript is spliced from 11 exons. Gene Ontology annotation, biological process: phosphatidylinositol metabolic process. NCBI's taxonomy places the organism in Eukaryota, Metazoa, Chordata, Aves, Pelecaniformes, Ardeidae. The coding region runs from base 4022 to 5194 and encodes 390 amino acids. Gene Ontology annotation, molecular function: phosphatidylinositol kinase activity. The record is from RefSeq and is a predicted model, not a curated record.